CGGAGACAGCCGUCCGGGCCCCUUCCAGACGUCGCUGCCUGGGGAAGGCAAAAGGUUCCGGAAGGGCUGGGCGUGGGCGGUGUGUCCAGAUCUUCACGCCUGGAAUUGCCACCGCUGCCUCCUUGGAGGAUGGGCUCAGAAGUCCCUGCUGGUGACAUCGCUGCUGCCCCUCCUGCCAGCGAACCUGCUGCUGGUGACCUGGCCUGUGACUCCGCCUCUGACCCUGUUGCCUGUGACCUUGCUGCUGGGAACCUCGCCACCCCCACCACUACCGGGGAUCCUGCUGACGGGGACCCCGCCACUGCCACUGCUGGCCGAGACCCGCUUUGGCUCCUGCAGGCGCUGCAGGCACGGUGGCCCACCAAGGAGCAGCAGCAGCUCCGGGAGGAAGCCUGGCGGGGCUUUGCUGCCCUCAACGACCCGCCCGCAGGACUCCUGGACAUGCUGGAGAGGGGCCAGGCUGGCCACUCACUGCAGGCCUGGGUGGCCUGUGAGCUGCAACGCUGGCUGCAGGCACAGCCGCUGUACCCUGGGCUGGCCCCGGGCAGUGCCCAGCUCAAGCAGCUGCAGGUCCGUGUGCUUGGGGUCCUCACUAGGAGCCCCCUCAGUCUCACAGAGCCGCUGGUCAGCAUCUUCCAGCUACAGAAUGCUGACCGGAGCCUUCUGCUGGACCACGUGGACCGGCUCUAUGACCAUGGAAAGUUUAAGGAGUCUGCCCUGCUCAGCAUGAAGCUCCAGCUGCAGCCGGAACUGGACUUGGAGAAGAUGGCCAUCCCGCUGCUGCUGCAAAACAAGACCAGCCUGGUGGAGCGCUACGUGGGUGGCUUCCCGGAGCUGCAGAGGCAACUGCUGGUGCUCCUGGACUCCUGGUGCCGACCCGGCUUCAGCAUCCACAAGGUUGCACGGAAGUUCCCGCAGGUGACGGCAACCAAGCUGGAGAUGCUGAGUCCCAAGCUGCUGAGCAGGCAGGUGAUGCGCCUACUGGAGCAGUCCGCCUUGGAAGGAGACCUGUGCCCCAACGCCAGCAAGCAGCAGCGCCUAGGCACCCUGAAAUACCUGUGCUACAAGCGCUUCGUGGAGAGAAGCCUGUCUCAGGAGAAUUGGGCUGACCUGGUGCAGGACCUGGUCGGGCAGAGCAAGUGGCUGCAGGACCAGCUGCUCCGACUGCUGACUGCCCACGGUGGCGUGGUCAGGACUGCCCAGGGCCUCCAGGACCUCUCCCUGCCUGAGGAGCGACUGCCGACAACCGUGGCUGAAGAGCUGAGCCGGCUUCGGCUGCAGGAGAGGAUGGGCCAGGCUGGCCGGAGCUCCGAGGAGCCAGAUAAAGACAGGAGCAGUUACUACCAGCUGCCACUCUCCUGGGAGCAUAUCCACUUUGUGGCCACAACUGAAGACCUGGCCAGGCUGGGACCCCGGCUCCUUCAGCCGGGGGGCGUGGUUGGCCUGGACCUGGAGUGGCGGCCGCUGUUCCGGAUGGCGGGCCAGCCCAGUGCUUCCCUGGCACAGCUGGCAGUGGAGGGCUGUGUGCUGCUGCUGGACCUACACGCACUCGCGAGGCCGCCCGGUGGGCACGGGGCGCAAGCCUUGUCUCAGUUCCUGGGCCAGCUCCUCUCAGACCCCUCCAUUACCAAGCUGGGUUAUGGGAUGACUGGGGACCUGCAGAGCCUGAGCACCUUCUGUACCGACCUCAUCAAUGCUGGGCAGCAGAUACAGGGCAGCCUGGACCUGCAGUCAGUGCAUGGGCAGGUGCGGCUAGCAGACCAGAGGACCUGGGCAGUGGAUGAGGCACGGGCUCCCCGCGGCCUGAGCCUGCUGGUGCAGCAGGUGCUGGGCAAGCCCCUAGACAAGGCACAGCAGCUGUCCAACUGGGACCGCCGGCCGCUGCGCAAGGAGCAGCUCCUGUACGCUGCCACAGACGCGUACUGCCUGCUGGAGGUGUACCAGGCCCUGUGCCGAGACCCCGCCCACUUUCACCUGGCCAAGAGCCUGGCCCCGAGCCGGGGGGCUGAGUGCAGCGUGAUAGCAGGGGCCCAGAGGGCGCCCGGCCGGCAGGAGGGCCCGGCCCCACCCCAGCAGCACCCUCAGCCAUCUCCCCUUAGAUAUUGUCUCUGUCUUUCUGAUCUCUCUUCAAAACGCCAAGUCAUCAUUCCCUCCCUCCUCUCCCCCACUCCCCACCCCCAGCUCCCCUCUGAUCCACCUACCGAGGCUUGGGUUUUUCUCCUCUUCACAGCUGGGCUCUGCCCGCCCCUGCCCGCUGCCCCUGCACUGUCUGCCGCACACACUCCAGCCUUGGGUGUCAGGCGUUCUGCCUCUUCUUUCCUUCACGUCUCCUCAGUCACCUUUAAAGACCUGUCCCUGACUCUUACUCUGCGGGUCCAGUUUGUUUCUCUGACUGUCCGACUGUUUGGGCACUGUGACUCCUGCCCAGUCUCAGCUGACACCCCAGGCAAAGCACCCUGGGAGGCCAAGGAAACUGGCGGGGCAAGGCGCGCGGGGAUGUGGGGCAGCCCUAUGUGCAGCUGCUGUGACUCUUUGGCCCCUGCACAGGUUGCCCGGCAGGAAGAGAGGGUGGUCCUGACGUCCGGGCUUCCAUACCACAAGCUCCGGGCCCAGGUUGGGACUGGCCGCUGCCUCCUGGUGGACUGCGCCCUCAAGGUGCGGGAGCAGGCUCUGGCUGUGCUGAGACACUUCAAUGUGCGCGUCACCCUUGCCGACCUCUUCAGCCGCUGCCAGGUGUGUAACUGUGAUCAGUACCUGAAGGUCUCCAAGGACGUGAUGAAGCUCCUCCUGCAGCUCAACGGACGCCAGGAGGGUGCCGGCAGCCCAGGUGACGAGGAGGCCGCCCCAAGCAGGGAUGGGCAGGGGACAGGCUUGGCCCCCCAGGACUGCAUCUAUGACCGCCCAUGCCGCUGGCUGGAGACUGCUGACCUGCAGAGCACCACGCCGGCCACACUGGGCAACGGCACGCAGCUGCAGCUGUCUGGGGUGCCAGCUAGUGUGCUGUGGCGCCCAGGACAGUGGCCCUUCUACUGCUGCACGGGCUGUGGCAAGGUCUUCUGGGAAGGAUCCCACCUGAGCCGCCUGACUGCGCAGUUUCAAGAGCUCCUGGGGGACCCCAGCCCGUGACUCUACCUGGUCAGCCCCCUGCAAUAAAGGUGACCUGAAAUCCA
Molecule: messenger RNA, 3170 nt
Organism: Echinops telfairi (small Madagascar hedgehog)
Lineage: Eukaryota; Metazoa; Chordata; Mammalia; Afrosoricida; Tenrecidae
Gene: EXD3
Product: exonuclease 3'-5' domain containing 3
Exons: 21
Coding region: 130-3126 (998 amino acids)
Biological process (GO): nucleobase-containing compound metabolic process
Molecular function (GO): 3'-5' exonuclease activity; nucleic acid binding
Source: RefSeq, a predicted model, not a curated record